Messenger RNA from Archocentrus centrarchus (flier cichlid), 1601 nucleotides. Its product is annotated as gap junction Cx32.2 protein-like. The record is from RefSeq and is a predicted model, not a curated record. The transcript is spliced from 3 exons. Gene Ontology annotation, molecular function: gap junction channel activity. The coding region runs from base 152 to 940 and encodes 262 amino acids. NCBI's taxonomy places the organism in Eukaryota, Metazoa, Chordata, Actinopteri, Cichliformes, Cichlidae. Gene Ontology annotation, cellular component: connexin complex. Gene Ontology annotation, biological process: cell-cell signaling.
CGUGACAGCUCACACACUUGCACAACUUCAUCUAAUCUAAAGUUCAAGGUAUCAUAGACACGUUUGGUUUGGUGCACUCGCCACCAUUCAGCUGCACCACUGGUGACUGGUUCGUUUGUCUCCAAGAAGAGCGUCCAAAUUCAAAGACACCAUGGGUGAGUGGGGAUUUCUGUCGUCGCUGCUGAAUAAGGUCCAGUCCCACUCCACGGUCAUCGGGAAGGUCUGGCUCAGCGUGCUUUUCAUCUUCAGGAUCAUGAUCCUUGGAGCUGGAGCUGAGAAGGUUUGGGGUGAUGAACAAUCCAAGAUGAUUUGUAACACCAAACAGCCCGGUUGCAAGAACGUCUGCUAUGACCAAGCCUUCCCGAUCUCACACAUCCGAUUCUGGGUCCUCCAGAUCAUCUUCGUCUCAACACCGACACUGAUCUACCUUGGUCAUGUCAUGCAUAUCAUUCACAAAGAGAAGAAGCUGAGAGAAUAUAUUCAGACCCACUCUAGCAGUGAAAUAACCAAAGGUCCAAAGUAUUCUGAUGAGAAAGGGAAGGUCCAGAUUAAAGGCAAUCUGCUGGGAAACUACAUGGUCUCCAUAUUUUUCAGGAUCCUCCUGGAGAUAGCAUUCAUUGUGGGGCAGUAUUAUCUGUAUGGGUUCGUCAUGGAACCAUUAAUCGUCUGCUCCCGAGCCCCUUGUCCCUUCACCGUUGAGUGUUACAUGUCUCGACCCACCGAGAAGACCAUCUUCAUCAUCUUCAUGCUGGCGGCGUCCUGCCUCUCUCUUGUACUCAACGUGGUUGAGAUGUUCUACCUGAUAUGUUGUCGCUCAUCCAGACGAAGGUCCAAAACGGUGCCGAUGACCGCUGUUCCCCUUCACCCCCGUUUCGACAGCACCACCAUGAUGAGAAAUCAGAAACUCAGCCUCAAUGAUGUGAGUCACAGCACAGCCUGAGGAGCGUCGCUUUGAUCCAGUGUGCAAAGUCUGAACAAUAAAAAAGUGGCUAAUAGGGAUACAAGAGGCCAGAGCACACAUUUGUAAAAAAAAAAAAAUAAAAAAUUCCCUCACAGCUAUUUAUUUUUAAGUGGUAAAAAUUCGUGGAAUAAACACAUUUCCAGAGAUAUGAAAAAUCUAAAAUAAUAUGAUGUAUGGAGCAAAUUUCUUUGUCCUUGUUUAAAAUUUUACUUCAGAGUUUGUACAUAAUGUUAAAAGCACCGUUUUUGGUAUUUGUUGGAAAUAGUGACUUAAAACUUCCUGACAGUCUGAUGUGGCCUGUGACUGCACGGGCUAAAUAUCUUGGAGACCAGAUUUCUGAACCCACUGCUGAUACUUUAUAUCUGGUUCAGUUUGCUUUGGCUAAAAGUCAUUUUGUAGCACUAAAAAAGUGGGGGUUGUUAGCACUACUUUGCUUUCCAAAUGUCUUUUUUUUUUCAGUUUUUCUGGGUUUUUUUGUUUCUCUCAUGUUGAUAAUUAUACUGGGAUGGGGAUUUUUGGAAAUGUGACUUAUUUAAUUUAAAAGGAUUUGUUUUUCAUGUUUGUAUAUUAAUACAGGUGAGUUCAUGUGGCUUGUCUUUGUACCUCAUGUAAUCUUAAUAAAUAUUGUUGAGAAAACACA